CGCUCGCUCUGGGAUCCUGAAGCACGGACUCGCGGAGAGGAGCAGCUUCGCUUCCUUGCAGGAUUUAUUUGUUUGUGGAAAAAUUCUCUUUUGUUUUCCGUUCUAGAGCAGCGCGCUUUCCGAAUGUCGACGACUCGCUCGGACGGCCCUUCUCCACUCGCCAGGCUUUGCAUGUGUUGCUUUUGUCCUGCAGGAGAGAAGGCAGGCUUUGUGUUUUGGUGGAUCUAGAGCUGAAGGAGGCAGUGCCAGGCGCUGCUGCUGCUGCUGUGGGCUGGACCUGCCACGGAUGGGAAGGUGUCAGACUGCACUUAAACAGAGUGUUGGGUCCGUGAGGACAGCCAUGUGGAGACCUGUUACAGCUCCGUUGGAAGACACUUCAAGUGAUCUGCCAGUUUGUUUCCCUUAAACGUGGUCUGAAUUUGGAAGUUUGGAUACUUUCCAGUUUGGCAACCCUUAACAGGAUUCUAUUUUGGAUUUUUGUGCUUGUGGAUAUAUGCAUUUUUCUUCUGGAAUCUCAUGUGCGUAUUGCAUUUCAAGCAAAGUCACAUAACAUCAGCCGGUUGUGGGAUUUGGAUAAUAGCACAUCUCACACUGGAGUUCAGUUAUUAAGCUUUCAAUUACAGGCGUUUGUUGGGAAUUGUGCGAGUUCUGCAUCCACAACUGAGCUUGAGCCAAGAACCUCCUUUCUAGGAAGUGUUCGUUUGAGUGUGUCAUCUGGUGAAAUGGAUGGCCCGCGGUGCAGCGGGAUCCGGAAAAAACGGAAGUCUCGGUCCGUGCGAGACCGGGAGCGCAUGUCUAACGGGAUCAGGAAUAAUCGUGUCCGGGGACCCGUGCUUCGAUUCUCCUCGGAUUCUGAGAGGGAAGACCGCACCAACCCCUCCUCCUCCUCACGACCCAAGCCACCGAGGAGGAAGAGGAAGGAGUCUACCUCUGCUGAGGAGGACAUCAUUGACGGAUUCUCAAUAUCAGGAUUUAUAACGUUGGAAGCUCUUGAGAAGGACAUGACCCUGAAGCCCCACGAGCGGAGGCAGAACCAGGCAGGACCGCUGCGCAAGAAGAAGCCCGGCCGAGUGCCGAACGGACUGAACAUAGACCUACACAAAGACCGACUCAACCACAACAACCACCAGCACCACCAGUCAGACCAGGAGAACAACCCUCGCCUGGCCCAUACACAUGGCAAGAAGAAGAAACACCUGCAGAAGAAACACCGACCUUUGAAGCCGGGCCAGAACAACUGCAAAGACAGCGACAGUGAUAGCGUCAGUGGAGAAUCCAAACCCUCCAUCCGGAGCAGCUCCAGAGACAGACUGACAGACUGUGAAAGCGAGAGUGACCAAGAAGACAAGGGCUCAGAUGCCAGCUCAGAGAAACUCUUCAGCACAGCUGCAGUUAAAGUUCCAGAUUUUAGCAUUGACACGCUCUCCACCAAUGCCAGCCAGGAGCUGCGUGGCCUGGCCAUUCCCAAGGUGUCAGGCCUAGAGCGCAGUCAAGAGAAGAGCCAGGAGACUUCCCGCGAACUCUCCUCGGCCACCCCCUCACUGGUGCCCACUUCCCAUUCCAAACCUCCCCUCCCCACCCCUCUUCAUCUCCAGCCACCCCCCUCCAACCGGGGGUUACCCUUGCCCCCAAGUCCAGCUCAAACCCAGCACCCUUGCCCAGAGCGCCCAGUUAGAACGCUCACGCCAGCUACUGCUCUGCCUCCAACCCAGAGCCACAAGCCCACUCAGGCACCCCCGCUCCAGCCUCGGGACCCAUCUGAACCUCCAUCUAACCCAAGGCCACCUCGAACCCCAGGCAUCUACCACCACCCCCCAUCACCAGUGCUACCAGCCCAGCAGAACCCCACCAUACCUGUGCAGCACAGACCACCCUCACGGUGUCACCCGCGCCCGAUUUCAGCCUACAGUGGCAGCCUUACCCUUAACGGCCUGAGUAGUCGAAGCAGCACUCCAGGGAAGCCCCCGGGCCCCUCUCCAGCCCCUCAUCUGCAUCAUCACCAACCUGCCCCCACUGGGGCAGCAGCGACCUUCCCCCUGCCAGCGAACCCCACGGCUUCGCACGCCUUCCCCCCCUCCCUGCCGUCCUCCACUCUUCCUCAUCACACCAAUAUGUUUGCGUCGCCUGCUGCUCUGCCUCCACCUCCUCCUCUCACCUCAAACACUCUGCCGGUCCCCGGACACCCAGCUGGGAGUGCCUACUCAGAACAAGACAUUCUCCGGCAGGAAUUAAAUACUCGUUUCCUGGCGUCUCAGAGUGCUGAUCGCGGGGCAUCACUGGGUCCCCCUCCAUACCUGCGGACUGAGUUCCACCAGCACCAGCACCAGCAUCAGCAUCAGCACCAGCACACACACCAACACACACACCAGCACACCUUCACCCCUUUCCCCCACGCCAUCAUGCCCACGCCUGCACCGCCCAUGGUGCGUACCCCAGCCAGAAAUUUCGACAAAUACCCCACUAAAGUCGACCCCUUCUACAGACACAGCCUGUUCCACUCUUACCCCCCAGCGGUGUCUGGCAUUCCUCCCGUCAUCCCGCCGACGGGGCCCUUCGGAUCUCUGCAGGGAGCGUUCCAGCCCAAGACCUCAAAUCCUUUAGACGUGGCAGCCAGGCCUGGAGCCGUCCCACACACACUUCUUCAGAAAGACCCUCGGCUGACAGAUCCGUUCCGGCCAGUUCUCAGGAAACCAGGAAAGUGGUGUGCUAUGCAUGUCCAUAUAGCCUGGCAAAUUUACCAUCACCAACAGAAAGUAAAGCAGCAGAUGCAGGUUGACCCACACAAGCUGGACUUUGGCCUCAAACCGGAGUUCCUAUGUCGACCCUCAGGCCCCACCCUUUUUGGAGCCAUCCAUCACCCUCAUGACUUGGCACGACCUGCAUCGCUUUUCUCAGCAGCAGGGUCCACACAUCCCUCAGCUGCACCUUUCGGACACCAUCCACAUCAUCCUAGCAACUUUCUUACCCCAGCACCCCACUUAGAGCCCUUCAGCAGACCGCCUUCAUUUGGAGGUCUGGCCUCAUUAAGCACUGCAGCUUUUGGUGGGCUGGGAAACCCAGCACUCACACCCAACUCUGUAUUUGGUCACAAAGAUGCACCCAGUGCACAACAGCACUUCAGCGGACCCCACGAGCCAUGGAACAGACUCCACCGCACGCCGCCGUCCUUCCCCACCCCACCUCCCUGGCUCAAACCAGGAGACUCAGAACGCAGCGCAUCAGUCAGCUCACAUGAGAGAGAACGAGAAAGGGACAGGGAAAGGGAAAGAGAACGUGACCUGGACAAGAGGGAUUCAUCAGUCAACAAGGAUGAUAAAGAACGGGAACCUGCUGAGAAGAGGCACCAGAAUCACCAAUCCCCGAUUCCUGUUAACCCUCUCACUCUGUUGGGUCACACUCGGUCAUCUGAGCCCUCCCGGAACCACAUCUCUUCCAGCGAGCCUCGGGACAAGGACAAGCCCAAAGAUCGUGAGAGAGAACGAGAGCACUCAGACUGGAAAGACUCCAACACAGAUGAGCACAAGGGGAAGGAGAAUCACCACAAUGACAAGGACAUUUCCGUCAUCCACGAUAGCCGAGUUUCUGAAGACAAGCCAGCCAAUCGGGUUACAGCGUCACCCUAUAUGCGACCAGGCGGCAUAGAUCGGGUGAACGGCGGGUUGACUCGAGACGUUCUGGAGAAGAAAGCUGAGAUCACCUAUGAGAAGAAAAACAGUGAGGUGAAGGUGAAAGAAGAGAGGAAAGAGGAACAGGACGGUCCCACGGAAAGAACACCAGAGCAAAGAUCCACGCCACAAGCACCUCCUCCUCCCGCUGCUCUCCACCCUCCAUCUUCAAUGCCGGUACCCAUGGGCAUGGCCAGCAUGCAUCCCAUAAACAGUAUCAGUAGUCUGGAGAGGACUCGUAUGGUGGCCCCCUUUAUGGGUAUCAGUCCCAUCCCAGGGGCGGAGAGGUUUCCCUAUCCCGCCUUUCAUUGGGAUCCCAUGAGGGACCCUUACAGGGGACUCGACAUCCACCGGAGGGAUCCAUUAGCUCGGGAUCUGCUACUACGGAAUGACCCUCUGCACCGGUUAGCAGCGCCGCGGCUGUAUGAUGCAGAGCGCUCAUACCGAGACCGUGAGCCUCAUGACUUUAACCGAGACCACCCUCACGGACUGACCUUGGAACAGCGGCGGGAACAAGAGAGGGCACACCUAGAAGAGAGGGAACGUCUGCACAUGCUCCGAGAGGACUAUGAGCAAGGCCGUCUGCACCACAUGCAUCACCCCGCUUUAGAUGGACAUCUCCCUCACCCUGGUCUCAUGGCCCCCGGACUUCCCAGCAUGCACUACCCCCGUGUUAGCCCCUCCUCUGCUGUGGCUGCUGCCGCCCAGAACGGAAUCCUCAACAAACCCCCCCCCACCGCAUCACUCAGUGCCCCUCCCCCUCUUAUCCCAACGCUGGGAGCACGUUCCACGUCUCCCAGACGGACUACCCCACUUGGCACUGACAUUAGAGACAGACCUCCUUCACACACACACAAAGACAUCGAGGCACGGUGAGACCCCCUGAUGGACUAUAAUGGAACUCAAAAGCAAGCACUUGAGGCUGUAUUAUAUCGGUGUAUAGAUUGUGCAUUACUGAUUUUUGUGCGUUUUUGUUUUUGUACAAAAGACUGAGAUUUUUUCAUGCUCUUUUAUCCUGUUCACUCCUGCGUUGGUGUGUAUUCUUAAACAUAUACAGUACACUGAUCUUGAGCAAGUGGACAAAUGUUAGAUCUCCAUCAUGGAAAAGAUGAUUUUGGAAUGUACAGGUACCUCAAUACAUGGACAAAAGGCAAAACUAUGUAGAUAUGUGCAAAGUCUGUGUUUUCUCCCCUUGAGGGAAAACAAUGUAAGGUACAAAUAUGCAAAUGGAUGUUAUGAAAGCUUUACUUUGAAAUGCUGUACAUAGUGGGCAGUGAUCAAAAGGAGAGCGAGUGCACAGGCUCUGGUUUUAGUUUAAUGCUGCAUAUUAAUGGUUUUGAAGGAUCAUAUUGUCCAAGAGACCACAUCCCUUCUUUCAACUAUGCAACUCAUGCGUGGGCUCUCUCUGUAUCACGUUUUCUCUCUCCUAGAGGACUAGCAGUCUCUACUGAACCCUCACAUUCUCCUUUCAAAGCAACAGUACAUGCUUACACACGACUUACAAGAUUGUUCCUAGAUGGGAAUUUUCACCAAUGAGUAUUACUCACACUGAAGCCCAUCUGGCAAGCAUAUCCCCUAACUCUUGAUCCAAAAACAAGCUUUUGUUCGACAAGAUAGAAAGAAAAAUAAAUAAUAAUAAAAAAUCUGUGUUGACAAUCCUUACAAAUACACAAAUGUUUCAGGAACCUAACAAAACCUAAAUUCGCUGAAUUACCUCUAAAUCAGAAGACGGUGCAAACAUGACAACACAACCCUUCAUGUCACGAGAUGUUUUGAGUACAGAAAGCAGGACAAUUCCCUAUUGGUCUAACUGUGUAUUAAAAUAUUAUGUAUCUACACAAUGAUAAAGUGAGUUGUAAGCUAUGGAAGUUUGUUUUUAAUGAGCAGAGAUCUAUUUUAGUAGUCCAUGGGAGGGAUAGUUGUGCGCUUUUAAACUCUGUGAAAUUCAGAUGUUGUGCAGUGCUUUUUUUUUUUUCUACUUUUUUGUUUUCUUAAAUCAAACAAUAAAAUGUCCACUGAAGCAGUAGUGGGUAGUCAAUACGUAUUGCAAAGAGAUUGUAAGAAAUUUUUUGCUGUUUAUCAUGUACGUAAAAAAAUGAAGUCCUUUCUAGAUCAUGUACAAAAAAAGGGUGAGGCGACAGCAUGCUCCUCAGUUAAACUUGUGUUAUGUAAAUUGUGCCAUGUUAUUAAAAAAUGUGAACU
Molecule: messenger RNA, 5867 nt
Organism: Rhinichthys klamathensis goyatoka
Lineage: Eukaryota; Metazoa; Chordata; Actinopteri; Cypriniformes; Leuciscidae
Gene: auts2a
Product: activator of transcription and developmental regulator AUTS2 a
Exons: 19
Coding region: 723-4541 (1272 amino acids)
Source: RefSeq, a predicted model, not a curated record